UUGAUUAUAAAGGGUGAGAAAGAGGGGAACUUGGUGGGAGGAAGCACAGACCACAGGGGCAUAUCUCAAAUUUUUUUACAAAGUGGAUAAUAUAAUAUAAAUUGAAUAACUGAGGGUUUGGUACUUAAGUUUAAUUUAGUUAAAGUUGUUUGUGUCUGGAAUUGGUGUUUGAAAAUGGCUCUCUUUGCUGCAUUUUCCAUUUGUAAAGUUGCCAAGGAUGCAGCUGGAGUUGCAGGAAAUGUCUUUGCUUUUGGGUUGUUUGUGUCUCCCAUACCCACAUUUAGGAGGAUUAUCAGAAAUGGGUCAACAGAGAUGUUCUCAGGGUUGCCAUAUAUUUAUUCCCUUCUAAACUGCUUGAUCUGCAUGUGGUAUGGCACACCUCUGAUAUCUGCUGAUAAUUUGUUGGUUACAACUGUUAAUUCAAUUGGAGCUGUCUUUCAAUUUGUGUACAUAAUCAUCUUCCUGAUGUAUGCUGAGAAAGCAAAAAAGGUGAGAAUGAUUGGAUUAUCGCUGGCAGUUCUUGGCAUAUUUGCAAUCAUAUUAGUUGGAAGCUUGCAAAUAGAUGACAUUAUAAUGCGGCGGUUCUUUGUGGGAUUCUUGAGCUGUGCCUCUCUCAUUUCAAUGUUUGCCUCUCCAUUGUUUAUAAUUAAAUUGGUCAUUCAGACAAAGAGUGUUGAAUUCAUGCCGUUUUAUCUCUCACUUUCCACCUUCCUAAUGAGCACCUCUUUCUUACUUUAUGGAUUAUUCAACGAUGAUGCCUUUAUUUAUGUGCCAAAUGGGAUAGGAACCAUAUUGGGAUUGAUACAGUUGAUAUUAUACUUCUAUUUCGAGGGUAAAUCUAGAGUGAACUCCAGAGAACCUUUGAUAGUGUCAUAUGCAUGAUCAGUUCUGCUGAAAAGACUGGAGUGACAACUUCUUGUUCCUGCACAAAACAGAAUCAGAGUUAGAAAUGACCUUUUGCUGCUAGAUGUGGUCUGAAACUGGAGUUGGCAACAACCCUGUCUGUUUGAUUCAAUUUAUAGGAGAGCAAUUACCGUUGCAUCUUUGAGAGAGACCAGAAGUUGUGAUAAUGAAUAACUUGAAAUUGUCUAUAUCAUAGUUACCAUAUAUCUGGUACAAGUACUGGUACGUGGUACUUGUAGUUGUAGGUACAGAUGGCCAGUUUUUACAUUAUUAUUACUAGACUUUCUUUAAAGAGAACACGGUAUGCAGUUUGUGGUACGUUGAAUACAGCACACAAUAUGCAGGAUUAACUAUGGUCUGUAUAUUUAUGCAAGCCUUGAGAAGGUGAACCAUGCUCCGAAAUGGGACUAUUUCAAGAAAGGCACAUCGCACCUCUCCUGCAGUCGUUGGUGGUGCUCUAGGCUGGCUUCUCUUGCAGUGAGGCCAUUUCCAAGUUCAUCAGAUGUUUACAGACAAAUAUGUACACAUUAUUUGAGUGGCAUAUAUUAUUUAUUAUAGUCUGAUGUUGAUCACCAAAUAAAUAUUGAGUCAUUAUCUCCCUUUUUCAUUAGCUGCUU
This is a messenger RNA of Glycine soja, 1520 nucleotides long. Its product is annotated as bidirectional sugar transporter SWEET2-like. The record is from RefSeq and is a predicted model, not a curated record. Gene Ontology annotation, cellular component: membrane. The transcript is spliced from 7 exons. Bases 175 to 882 code for a protein of 235 amino acids. Gene Ontology annotation, molecular function: sugar transmembrane transporter activity. Gene Ontology annotation, biological process: carbohydrate transport. NCBI's taxonomy places the organism in Eukaryota, Viridiplantae, Streptophyta, Magnoliopsida, Fabales, Fabaceae.